GCACCUUCUGACUCACUCCACAGAGAUUUCUCGACCACCGACAAUUUUUUUGAGUUCUAAUCAUGGCGCAGCCGGAAGAUCCAGUCUAAGCUGAUUUUGCAAGAAUCGAUGGCCUUCCUCAAAUUACCGGACGCAUUUUACGACAGUGCAAAUGAUCGAGGCCUUCGCACAAAACCGUAAAAAUUUAUAAAACGAGAACUUCUAUCAAUGUCUUUGAAUUAACUUUGGAAAAUUCAAACUUUCUGAUGGAUGAUGAUUGUCAAUACACGUUUCAGAAGAAGAUUGAAACCAAAAUGACAAGACAAGAGGUUGUGUGUGUGUCGACCAAUGUGUUCUGUUUUGGGAAAUACUUUGCCUUUUUUUACUCUGUUUACAGACACACACGCUAAUGUGUUUUUUGACUGUUGAAAAAACUAAAGAUAUUUCAAAAGUCUACGCAGUACGCAAUUUGUUUCUUUGUGACCACUUUCAAUGAUUUUGGACCGCAUUUAAUAGCCCCACGACUGUAAUGGGUUCACAUUUUGGAUUUUGCUUCUUGUUUACCUUAAAAUUUCUUUCAUUUUCUGGUUUAAUGUUGAAGCAGAAGAACCUUUCUUUAUCUUUUUAUAAGCGACAUGAAGCUGUCUUUUCCACUUGCUUUCAAUGCUCUCAUGUUGCUUCUUCAAGUUUGCUGCGUGGUCUUUGCUCAAGCCAGGUUUUCUAAUGAGACUGACAUGAAAGCUUUGCUUGAGUUCAAGUCUCAAGUUUCUGAAAACAAGAGAGAGGUCUUGGCCUCAUGGAAUCACUCCUCCCCAUUAUGCAAUUGGAUUGGAGUCAUAUGUGGCCGCAGGCAAGAAAGAGUUAUAAGUCUGAACAUCGGAGGAUUCAAGUUAACCGGUGUGAUCUCACCCUCCAUUGGUAAUCUCUCCUUUCUCAGGUUUCUUAAUCUUGGAGACAACUCUUUUGGAAGUACCAUCCCUCAAGAGGUGGGAAUGCUAUUUAGGCUUCAGUACUUGAACAUGAGCUAUAAUCUUCUCCAAGGAAGGAUUCCGCCUAGUCUUUCUAAUUGCUCUAGACUGUCGACUGUUGAUUUAUCGUCAAACCAGCUUGGACAUGGCGUUCCUUCAGAACUAGGUUCACUUUCUAAGCUGGCCAUUCUGGAUCUUAGUAAAAACAACCUUACAGGAAAUUUUCCUGCAUCUUUUGGAAACUUGACGUCACUCCAGAAGCUUGACUUUGCAUAUAACCAGAUGGGAGGUGAGAUUCCAGACGAAGUAGCUAGAUUGACUCAUAUGGUGUUUUUUCAAAUAGCACUGAAUAGUUUUUCAGGUGGUUUUCCUCCUGCAUUGUACAACAUCUCCUCUCUUGAGUUUCUAUCUCUAGCUGACAAUAGCUUUUCGGGUAACCUUAGGGCUGAUUUUGGUGAUCUUCUACCAAGUCUAAGAUGGCUUCUUUUGGGAUCAAAUCAGUUCACUGGAGCUAUUCCCAUAACACUUGCCAAUAUCUCAAGCCUUGAAUGGUUUGAUAUCUCAUCUAAUUACCUGACUGGAAGUAUCCCUUUGAGCUUUGGAAAGUUACGUAAUCUGUGGUGGUUAGGGAUUCGUAAUAACUCUCUUGGAUAUAACUCGUCCAGUGGUCUUGAAUUUAUUGGUGCUUUGGCGAACUGCACUCAAUUAGAGCACUUAGAUGUUGGUUACAAUAGACUUGGAGGUGAGCUGCCUGCCUCCAUGGCCAAUCUGUCCACUAAAUUGACUAGUCUCUUCCUUGGACAAAAUCUUAUCUCUGGAACCAUUCCUUACGACAUCGGGAAUCUUAUAAGCCUGCAAGAACUCAGUAUGGAAACAAAUAAGUUGUCUGGAGAACUUCCAGUCUCUUUCGGGAAGCUUUUGAAUUUGCAGGUGGUGGAUCUCUAUUCAAAUGCAAUAUCGGGGGAAAUACCAUCUUAUUUUGGCAACAUGACUCAGUUGCAGAAGCUCCAUUUGAAUAGCAAUAGUUUCCACGGAAGAAUCCCUCAGAGUCUUGGACGUUGUCGAUACUUGCUAGACCUGUGGAUUGAUACAAAUAGGUUGAAUGGGACUAUACCUCGGGAAAUACUGCAAAUUCCGUCCCUCGCUUACAUAGAUUUGUCAAACAAUUUCUUGACCGGCCAUUUUCCAGAAGAAGUUGGAAAGUUGGAACUUCUUGUUGGACUAGGUGCUUCGUACAACAAAUUAUCAGGACAGAUCCCACAAGCUAUAGGGGGUUGUCUCUCGAUGGAAUUUCUUUAUAUGCAAGGAAAUUCGUUUGACGGAGCCAUUCCAGAUAUAAGUCGGUUGGUAAGCCUAACGAAUGUUGACUUCUCCAACAACAAUCUCUCUGGCCGGAUACCUCGAUAUCUGACCAAUCUUCCUUUGUUGCGAAAUCUGAAUCUUUCUAUGAACAAUUUUGAGGGAAGCGUGCCAACAACAGGAGUGUUCCGAAAUGCUACAGCAGUUUCUGUUUUUGGUAACAAAAAUAUAUGUGGAGGCGUCAGAGAAAUGCAACUAAAGCCAUGCAUUGUAGAAGCAUCUCCAAGGAAGAGAAAGCCUCUCUCACUUAGAAAGAAAGUUUUCAGUGGUAUUGGUAUAGGUAUAGCUUCGCUUUUGUUAAUCAUAAUUGUGGCUUCUCUGUGUUGGUUCAUGAAGAGGAGAAAGAAGAACAAUGCCAGUGAUGGUAACCCAUCUGAUUCUACUACUUUGGGGAUGUUCCAUGAGAAGGUAAGUUAUGAUGAGCUUCAUAGUGCAACAAGUGGCUUCUCUUCAACCAAUCUGAUUGGUUCAGGCAAUUUCGGUAAUGUGUUUAAAGGAUUGCUUGGCCAUGAGAAUAGACUCGUUGCGGUUAAAGUUCUGAACCUCCUAAAGCAUGGAGCAACUAAAAGCUUUAUGUCGGAAUGUGAAACCUUCAAGGGUAUACGACAUCGUAACCUUAUAAAACUGAUAACGGUCUGUUCAAGUCUCGAUUCCGAGGGAAAUGAGUUCAGAGCUCUGGUCUAUGAGUUCAUGCCAAAAGGAAGUCUGGAUAUGUGGCUGCAGCCAGAAGAUCAGGAAAGGGCAAACGAGCACUCGAGAUCCUUAACACUUCCAGAGAAACUCAACAUAGCAAUAGAUGUGGCUUCAGCUUUGGAGUAUCUGCACGUUCAUUGUCAUGACCCUGUAGCUCACUGUGAUAUUAAGCCAAGCAACGUUCUUCUAGACGAUGAUCUGACUGCUCAUGUUAGUGACUUUGGUUUGGCUCGGCUCCUCUAUAAAUACGAUCGAGAAUCCUUUCUAAAGCAGUUUAGUUCUGCCGGUGUCAGAGGCACCAUUGGCUAUACCGCACCAGAAUAUGGAAUGGGAGGCCAACCAUCAAUACAAGGAGAUGUGUACAGCUUUGGAAUUCUACUUUUGGAGAUGUUCACAGGAAAGAAACCGACAGACGAACCAUUUGCAGGCGAUUACAACCUCCACUGCUACACACAGUCGGUAUUGUCUGGUUGCACGAGUAGUGGAGGCAGCAACGCCAUUGAUGAAUGGUUGAGACUGGUUUUGCAGGUGGGGAUAAAGUGUUCUGAAGAAUAUCCAAGGGAUAGGAUGAGAAUUGCUGAAGUGGUACGAGAAUUAAUCUCAAUCAGAACUAAAUUCUUCAGUUCCAAGACGACUAUUACAGAGAGUCCUCGAGAUGCUCCGCAAAGUUCUCCUCAGGAAUGGAUGUUAGAUGCGGACUUGCAUACUGUGUAGACCAAAAUGAUGACAUCACAAAUACCUUCUCAACUACUUAGGAUGGGCACACAGUAAAAGAUCGAAACAGAACAUUGUUGGGGAGAGACUACUAAUUAUAUAUAAUAAGGGAAUAAAGAACAUUUUAAAAUCUA
This is a messenger RNA of Arabidopsis lyrata subsp. lyrata, 3847 nucleotides long. RefSeq names its product LRR receptor-like serine/threonine-protein kinase EFR. The coding region runs from base 615 to 3713 and encodes 1032 amino acids. The record is from RefSeq and is a predicted model, not a curated record. Gene Ontology annotation, biological process: protein phosphorylation. NCBI's taxonomy places the organism in Eukaryota, Viridiplantae, Streptophyta, Magnoliopsida, Brassicales, Brassicaceae. Gene Ontology annotation, molecular function: protein binding; protein kinase activity; ATP binding. The transcript has 3 exons.